Stylophora pistillata is the source of this 2338-nucleotide messenger RNA. RefSeq lists its product as uncharacterized. Lineage: Eukaryota; Metazoa; Cnidaria; Anthozoa; Scleractinia; Pocilloporidae. The record is from RefSeq and is a predicted model, not a curated record.
GCUACGGACUCUUAUUUCGAAAAUUCACAGUCCCCCCCUGAGACUUUCUGGUAUGUGCAGCGGAUGAGAUAACUUGUUUCGAAAAAACCACGCUACCCUUGUUGGCCGGUUUGUUACGGUAAGCCCACAGUCAUUACUGUAUGCGGUUUUCGUCUUUUGAAUAAGACCUUCAGGACUCGUAACGCGAUCGCAUGAUCAAGAGGAAAUGAUGGGAUUAUAUUCUCUUGCAUAAUUCAAUCGUCAAUCAACGAGUUCGGCUCUCGCCUCGUAAACUGUGUGACGCCACGACUGAAAAUAUCCGCAUUUGAUCCAGCCAUGUUUGACAUGUCACGCGAUCCACAGCCAUGGCGUUGAAGAAACUAACCACUGUCCUUUUAUUACUCUUUUGCCGAUUUACGCUUUUUUUCUUCAUCACAGUUUUAUUUUCGAUCUUCCAAGGUGUGCCAAACCUCAACAUAUGUUUACUGAUGAUUUUCCUGUCAUACAUCGUUCCUCUACCGCCAGUUUCUCGUUUAAUUCAUGCCAUCGAUCGCACUCUCUCCCAUGUAUCCUUCUUUGUGAGAGCUUACUCACUGGUGAUUAUGACAGCCCAGGUAAUUUUCAUAGGUCUGCCUUGCUAUGUUGUACUCUAUCUACUUUAUGAACCCCUGGAGAAUUCAUUGCGUUACGUCGUCAACCAUAUAAGAUUCACUAUUCCCCGUCUGGUAUUCAGAACGAGUGCGAAGAUGUUUGAACGUACUUUACCUUGGCUUAGCACGUUAUAUGAUCUGUUAAGACUCGGUGCACUCGGAGCAAGCCUUUUGAUGAAGUGCUCAAUGUGGAUGGCUGCAACCGUACUCUCAAUAACUUCUCGUUUGGUUUGCAAAGUGAUUCAUGUAAAGGUUGUUAGUUCAUUGCUUGCGACUAUUGCAACACUGAUUUGUCUUCCUGGAUUAGAACCAAUCCCAAAUCUACUCGCAACAGGACAUUUAUAUCCUGGGUCUUUAAUAAGGUUCCAGCGUUGUGCAAAAUACGAUGACAGCACCGUUUGCCAUUCUGCUUUCUUAGAGUUUUCAUACAGUGUGUGGAACUUGUUACGUACUGGCAUCUUUAUGCUUGUGAGUUGGAAUGUCAACUGUCGUUCGUGGAAACCACCUACACGAGACUUGACAAUCAUCGUAGAAAGCUGCCUGACACUGAGAAACAAGUCCUAUUUCCAACUCUUAUUUUGCGCAGCUGGGCUGCCCUUGUUGAUGAAAGGACACUGCUUCGCUCAAACAGUUCACAAUACAAUAUCAAUUUCAAAUCUUUUGUUGUUUCUGGUCACACUGAACGGUUAUCACACCCGCACGGCUUCAAUGAUGUAUCAUGCGCUAUGCACUGUGGUUAUCAACGCCCAGAGCACGCUAGUGGCUGUGUACAACAUCUCCAGGAACUUACAAACUCAACGCAAUGGCACCAUUGCGACGUUGCUGUACAUUUUGGAAUUGUACUUGAUGCUGCUUGUCCUCUUAGACAGCAGUACUCGGGUGGUAAAAAAAGUUAAAAACCCAAAACUGGAUAUCAUGUUACAGGACAGUUAAUGAAACUUGUCUUAUGUCAUUCUCGGCCAUUUUCUGAUUCUGUCGCAGAAACUUUCUAAAAUGGUCUAUUGUAUGUGAAAUCUCCUUCGCACUUGUCGUUACAGUUGUCACGCAACUCUUCGUAAGGCAACAGGGCUACAAGAACGUGAGAGAAUACUGACAACAGCUGGAAAUACUAGUCCAUGACGAUAAACUGAAAGCGGUUUUCGAGAAAAUAAAUAAAUUGAAUUUUAUUUUUUCCUUUGAGGGUUUAAGCUGAAUAACAGGACUACUCUACCCACAUGCAGAUUUUUACCCUUACAAUCUCUUUUUUACGUCACGUAACUUAUUGUCUUCGACAACAGAAGAGAGAAUAUUAGCCUAAAUGGGUGAAUGUCGAAGCGUGGGCGUAUAUCAUGACAAUAGGCCAUGACAAGCUGAUCCUUUCUUGCAAUGAUAGAAGCUGCGUACAGUUCUUGCGAUCCAAUUUUUACCGCGAUGAAUACCUCGUAAGACAGCAGUAUGGAGGUUUGUGCCCAUUUUUCUGUUCCCCUCUCACACCAAAUGAGAGAAACAGGCCAUAAUUCGCUUAUCUACAAAUAAAUUAUUCUUUUACACUCUUCCCUUUCAGUCAUUUGUUCCCAUCAUUUAAGGCUUUAUAUUACUAAACAUCCCUCCUUUGAAUCCCCAGAAGUUGCCAUUAAUUAUUGAAACAACAUCUUUGCAGUUAAACUCGGUGAUUGUAUUCUACUCAGUAAGCUAUGCAAUGUUGUUUACCUUGAGCUCCACAUGCAAAA